AUGGUGCCUGACAUCUACCAGCGCGACUUCAGCUUGGAGCAGCUGCGCCAAUACGACGGGUCCCGCACCCCGCGCAUCCUGCUCGCGGUCAAUGGGAAAGUCUUCGACGUGACCAAAGGCAGCAAGUUCUACGGCCCUGCGGGUCCAUAUGGAAUAUUUGCUGGUAGGGAUGCCUCCAGAGGACUGGCGACAUUUUGCCUAGAUAAAGAUGCACUUAAAGAUGAAUAUGAUGAUCUGUCAGAUUUGAAUGCUGUACAAAUGGAAAGUGUCCGAGAAUGGGAAAUGCAGUUUAAAGAAAAAUAUGAUUAUGUAGGCAGACUGCUAAAACCAGGAGAAGAACCUUCAGAAUAUACAGAUGAAGAAGAUACCAAGGAUCACAAUAAACAGGAUUGAACUUUGUAAACAACUAAAGUCAGGGGCCUUCAGAACUGCGAUUCUUACUCCCUUUCACAGAAUGUCCAGCGUCUUUGGGUUUGGUUCACCUGCUGCAAAAAAACAUUCAACAGAUUGUGUACAAGCUAAAUGAAUCUCACUAUGAAGUUUUGAAAACUAGACAUUAUUUAUGCUGCCAAACUCAUUUGUUACAGUUGUUUGUAAUGUCAGUUGGGGCUUCAUCAUCCUGAAAAGGAGAUAGGAAUUAUUUUUUUAUAGAGCAAGAAAGUUACAAGGUUGCUUUUCUUAUUUUUUAAAAAAAUCAAAGACAACCAGAUAUGUAUUUGCUACUUAAGUAUACAAAUCUCAAAAACAACAAGGGAUUCCUAUUUGCUGUGCUGUGCUUUUGUUUUGGUAUUGAGGGAGGGAGGAGACCUGGGCAGGAGAAGGCGGGGUGCAUAUCAAUUUGAGUAGUUUAGGCCAGCGGUCGCCAACCUUUCGGACCUCAUGGACCACUGGUUGGCGACCGCUGCUCCAAAGAUUUCCUUAAAUCAGCGGUCGCCAACCUUUAGGACCUCACGGACCACCAGUUGGCCGCCGCUGGUUUAGGUUACUGAAACAUGCAAAUGUGAAUUUCCAAACUUUUACUUUUGGGUUUUGUCAGGGAAAAGGGGAAAAAACAAAACACCUUUAUUAGUAAGAAAUCUUUGCAUAUUAGGAGACAGGAUUUCAAGUGGAUUUUAAGUUAAAGUAACCCCAACAGUAAGAUCAUUUGAAACUAGUUUUCAUCCCUUCCCUUCACCUAGAUCAAAUCAAUAUUACUUGUGCCUUAUUUCACUUACAUAGACUUGAAUUAUUUUUAGGGAAAGCCCCUAUGUGAAUUCAGAAGUCACUACAAGCAGCAUUGAGACCGAAGUUGGAAUCUUCUGUUGACUGCAAAACCUUGAUGUCAUUCUGUGUAUAGAGAAUGUAAAAGGAAUAUUCAGUGUUACUGCCAUAUAUGUUAAUAUACACAAACUUAAUUAGCAUUUUAAUGGCCAAAUGCGUUCCCCCAUGCUUUUUUCAAAAAAAUUGAAAACCAAAUCAACAACUCUAUCCCCCAACAGCUCCCUAAUUUUAGGACUCUGACCCUCAUAGCUCACUAGUGUGGGUGCAUGGGGCUGAAGUAUGGAUGUCGUAUGGGUGUGUCUUAAUGUGUGAGAGCGCCUUGGGAGGGACUCUGCAGAUAUGUAAAUACCAGUACUGUUUUAAUAAAGCAUGUAAAAUAAACCAAAAUAA
Messenger RNA from Myotis brandtii (Brandt's bat), 1650 nucleotides. It is a transcript of the gene PGRMC2, whose product is annotated as progesterone receptor membrane component 2. The transcript is spliced from 4 exons. The coding region runs from base 1 to 393 and encodes 130 amino acids. NCBI's taxonomy places the organism in Eukaryota, Metazoa, Chordata, Mammalia, Chiroptera, Vespertilionidae. The record is from RefSeq and is a predicted model, not a curated record. Gene Ontology annotation, cellular component: endomembrane system; membrane.